Molecule: messenger RNA, 3686 nt
Organism: Folsomia candida
Lineage: Eukaryota; Metazoa; Arthropoda; Collembola; Entomobryomorpha; Isotomidae
Gene: Dna2
Product: DNA replication ATP-dependent helicase/nuclease DNA2
Exons: 14
Coding region: 433-3456 (1007 amino acids)
Biological process (GO): replication fork reversal
Cellular component (GO): cytoplasm
Molecular function (GO): helicase activity; 5'-flap endonuclease activity
Source: RefSeq, a predicted model, not a curated record
UACUUUAGCGUUUAAUUUAGCGUUAAAACGAAAUUGCCUGAAAAUUGGACAUGGUCACCUUUUCGUGCUGGUAAUAACUCGAACGGGGGACGAUGGUUGAGACUGUCGUUCGUACAGUGCUACUUUUGAUAUUGACUGCUGGAGGCAGAAUGAGACUUGCUCAUUUUUACACUAUCGUAAACGAGCUGAGGAGAAGAAUGAGAGGCAGUGUGAGAUAUGAGACUGACUUGCUCUCCUCGGGGCUCGGGGAAAGCGAGAAGGCGGUCGAAGAUCGUAUUUUCUGGCGGGAAGAGGACUAAUGUGCUCGACGAAUUUGCCUCCGCUGGGCAACCAAAUAGCAGACAGACAGACAGACAGAAUCUCCCCCACACACACCACUCCCACUGGAAAGGCAGGAGUUCUUAGUCAGGACGACGUCCGUCUUCUUCCAUCAUGUCGUCGCUAGUGCAAAUGAGGGAUCUUGAGCUGGAAAAUCAGCAUGACCGGUAUAAAAUCGUUCGCUGCUUGAAGCGAGUCGUCAACUGUGAUAAGUUUACUGCUUAUGAGAUUGAAUGCUUGGAGACUGGAGCGAUAAGGCUGCUUGAGUUGCGAGAUUUAUGGUUCCUUACUCCACCCUUAGAAAAAGACACCACGAUUAAUAUCUGCGAAUAUAAGAUUGACGAAAACAACCAUUAUAUCAUUUCACGCGAUGGUGGGUUUUUAGUUGUGGAGCCAGACAAGUUAAUCUCCGUGACGAGUGUCGUAAGCAUGUCGUGGUGUGAACGGAAGGUCGCGUUUUCGGAAAACUUUCGAUUCCCUGGGGAUAAUAUUGAUACUUUGAGGGGCACGCUUGCUCACGAUUUGAUAUGCCAAGUCAUGUUGAAAAAGUCGUUUGGAACUAGUGAAAUUCAGGCCGAGUUAAACUCGUUGCUGAAACAUUCUGCUAUUCUGGAGAGAGCGUAUACUAUCGGCUUAUCGCAUGAAAAUCUUAAAACGUUGGGGAAUGAGUUGGUGCAGUAUGUGAGUGGGAUUAAGGAACAUAUGCAACCUUUACCUCCACCUACUUUUCAUAAGAAGACUACGUGUUCUCGAGAAAUUCAAGUGAUUGGCAUUCGUGAUAUUGAAGACUGCUACUGGAGACCAAAGUUUGGAUUGAAAGGCAAGGUGGAUUGCUCAGUGGAAACAAUUAACGUUCAUAAUGAGAAAUGCGUUGUGCCAAUGGAGUUUAAAACUGGACAUGCCACUUCGGGAAAAACGGUUGUUAGCCGUGAUGAGCACAUUGGACAGGUGUUUCUUUACGCUCUAAUGAUGGACACACUAAAGUUAAUUGGUCCGAACGGAAUAUUGCAUUAUAUCAGAGACAAACACACAAUGGAGACAAAAGCAAAAUUAUCGUCUCUUCAGUCGUUGAUUAUGGCCAGAAAUCGUAUUAUCUUCAAUACCACGAAAGACUCAACCGAGGCUUUCGAUAACUUUCCUAACCCUUCCGGUGUAAGCUUCGAUAGGCAAUGUGCAAAGUGUGAAUAUAAAAACAUUUGUGCGCUAACGCUAAGUGAUCCAGACCCGGAAGAACUACCAACUUUGACUGAGGCUAAAUUGCGAGAAUCACUUGAUUAUCUCACAAUGUCAGAGAUUAGCUUCUUUAAGAAAUGGCUAAAAGUAAUCAGACUUGAAGCCAAUGACAGUGAAAUGAGCAGUACUACAAAAAGCCUUUGGCUGGAUUCUAUCUCGCAACGGGAAUCUUGUGGGAAAUGCAUUGGCUACCUUAGUUUAACUCGUCAGGAGACUAACCCCAAAGGAACGUCAACUAACCUAGUGUUCCAAAUCCCAGAAGAUCGUCUCCAUUUAGCAGCUAAUUUUGUCGAGAAGGAUUUCGUUGUGAUUGGAACGUUCAAGGAACCAUGCGUCGGAUAUGCAUUCAUUGAAGAAAUAAAUGUCGAGACCGGUUCCUUCAUUAAAGUGGCUAUAGACAGGCCGAUGAUGGGACGGCAUGCGGAAUGUGGUGUCAAGUUCACCCUAGAUAAAGUUUCUUCACAAAGUGCAGGGAUGAUACAGUACGUCUACUUAUCUUACAUGAUGGAAAAUACGAAAACAGCGAAGAACCUACGAAAUCGUUUAAUUAACAAGGAAGUUCCUGUAUUUGCACCCGUUGAAAGUAUUACAAUGUCGAAGGAGGUUAAAUUCAUGUUGAAAGAUCUUAACGAAUUCCAGAAGUCAUCAUUGCUUCUGUCCUUAUUAACUGAUAGCUUGCUGCUUAUCAAAGGAUCUCCGGGAUGUGGUAAGACCACCACUCUAGUUACCCUAAUAAGAAUGCUGGUUGGGAUGAACAAGACCGUUCUUGUGAGCGCUUAUACAAGUAAUGCUCUUGAUAACAUAUUGCUCGGAUAUAAGAAGCACAGCAGCAACUUUCUUCGUAUUGGCUCAAGCGGACAUUUAGAGCUAGAGAAUUACUGCACUAACUAUCUUCGUGACACUGUUGAAACAACAGAUCAAUUGAAGGCUCUUUAUGAUUCUGCUCCGGUGAUUGGAACGACCCUUCUCAGCAUGAAGCACCCGAUUAUUAUGAAUCGACAAUUUGACUACUGCAUUGUGGAUGAAGGAUCUCAAGCAUUGCCAACUGCUGUCAUUGGAGCUCUGCUAAAGGCUGAUAAGUGGAUCGUUUUUGGCGACCCAAAUCAGUUACCUGCUUUGAUAAAAUCUCGUGAAAUAAAGAGAAUGGGGAUCGAAGAAAAUUUAUUUGCAAUGCUCGAUGACCCUAAAUUCAGUUUUCACAUGUCAAGACAAUACCGCAUGAAUGAAGACAUCAUGAAGAUAGCGAAUAAAUUAAUGUACGACAAUCAGAUGUCAUGUGGAUCUGGAGAGCAAGCCGUAAGGUGCAUCGAAUAUCAAAUACAUUCAACCAAGCAACACCUGGGGUCAACCUACCCAGUAAGGAUGCAAAAGUGGCUGAGUCUUGCUAUUAGUAAAAAGACGAUUCGAUCAAUGAUGUUUUUUGAUACGGAAUUAAUCGGGGCCAUGGAGUCUGUAGUAGCAUCAACCUUGCAUAACAAAAAAGAGAAAGACAUUGUUGUAGGUAUUGUUAAUCUUCUGUUGAAGUGUGAGAUUCGGGCUUCGGAUAUUGGAGUAAUUGCUCCAUACCGGGGACAAGUAACCAUACUGAGGGAAAGCCUGGAUAAAUCUGUAGAGGUAAAUACAAUUGACCAGUAUCAGGGCCGAGAGAAGACUAUUAUUGUGAUCUCGUUCACUAAAAGCGUCCCUUAUGCUGAGGGUGAAGCCACAUCAGAGGAAGGCAUCCUAAAUGAUCUACGGCGUCUCAAUGUUGCCAUCACCAGAGCAAAGAGCAAGGUUUUGCUUAUCGGUAAUGGCAGUUCUCUCUGCAAGUACCCUGCCUGCAAUAAGCUGCUCUCUCUUCUCAGUAAAGAUCAAAAAUACACGUUUUCUGCUGAUGACUUUUACCAAGGAUUCUUUAAAGAAUAAUGACCAUUUCCAUCCAGACUUACAUAAGUGUUCAUGUUUGUAACUGCUGUUUGUAACUGCCAUCCUAAACUCAUUUAAUUAUACAAUCUUAUUCAGAAACAAACUAGGGUAUAAAGUAAUCUAGUUAUUACGUAUGCAGCAAGUAUAUAUAUAAAGCAGUAUAAAUCAUGAAGAACUGUACAAAUGACCAAGCUCACAACUUGUGAUUCAGAAUAAACUUUUUAACUUAA